This is a messenger RNA of Perca fluviatilis (European perch), 2201 nucleotides long. RefSeq lists its product as uncharacterized. Bases 307 to 1752 code for a protein of 481 amino acids. NCBI's taxonomy places the organism in Eukaryota, Metazoa, Chordata, Actinopteri, Perciformes, Percidae. The transcript has 7 exons. Gene Ontology annotation, molecular function: sequence-specific DNA binding. The record is from RefSeq and is a predicted model, not a curated record.
ACUCUCUAUAUAUCUUCACAUUCACUUCUCACGAUUCACAUUCACUUCUCACGAUACAGAUUCAGUUCUUAAAUUCAAUUUCAAGUUACUGAGACAGACAUCCGGGUAGUUGGAGGAUGAAGGAAGAGCAAUCGAGCGCAGAUCGAUAGAUAGCAUUCAUUGGCGCACAGGACUCCUCUUGGGCCAAUCAGCACCUACGUUUUGGAGCAUAGUACGUACCCGCCAUGAAACAAGGAAGACGUGCUUGCCUUUUAUGUCAAUGUGCCUUGCCGGUGGCCGGCCUUGACCCAGACCGCCGUGACCAACAUGGAUUCGGCUGGGACAAAUACGAACAUUGUCAUUCAGGAGUGCUUAGCCAGACUGAGGGAAAGACUGCAGUGUGCCCUCAACAACAACCCUCCUGAUCUUGAUUAUUUGGAAUACAUAGUGACCCAAGAGAAGACCUUCAUAAAUGCAAUGGAGAAUGUAGCUCUGCCUAAUGAUAUCUGUGAAGCCCUCCAUCAACUGAGCAGUUUGUUAGACCUGCGGAAUAAACCUCCCCCCUCAAUAUCUGUGGUGAGGAGUAUAGGUCCCCGUGGACGUUUUAGACUGCAGAUCACAGAGGAACACCUCCAAAGUCUUCUUCACCUAGGUCUACCUGCCACAUGUGCAGCAGACAUUCUUGGAGUCUCAAGAAGAACCAUAUACAGGAGGAUGCAGGAAUACAACAUGUCAGUUAGGAGCCUGUAUUCCACCAUGACUGAUGAUGCUCUGGAUAAUGAAGUGAGAGCCAUCAAAUCUAGACUACCUCAUGCUGGAUACCAGAUUGUCAAGGGGUGUCUUCAAGCAGAGGGCCACCAUGUACAAUGGACCAGACUCAAGGCCUCUAUGCAUAGAGUUGAUACAGAGGGCAUCUUGUCAAGAAUGACAAGUAUGGGCUGUGUUGUUCGGCGAAAAAACUGUGUUCAAGGCCCACAUUUUCUGCAGCACAUAGACACCAAUCAUAAACUCAUUAGAUAUAACAUGGUGAUAUUCGGUGGCAUUGAUGGCUACUCGAGGAAGAUCAUGUACCUCAAUGCUGGGUCAAACAACACAGCGAGUACUGCACUUCAGUUUUUUCUGGAUGGAGUGAGGAGAUUUGGAUGGCCUUACAAGGUAAGAGGUGACCAGGGUGUUGAAAAUGUCAGCAUUGCCCAGAUGAUGUUCACUGUGAGAGGCACAGGACAUGGAAGCUUUAUAAGUGGAAAAAGCGUGCACAACCAGAGAAUUGAACGUCUGUGGAGGGAUGUUUGGACAGGAGUUACUCACGUUUACUAUGACGUAUUACACAGUCUGGAAGAAGAUGGAUCCCUCGACAUCUCUGAUAAUCUCCAUCUCUUCUGUGCUCAGUACACCUUCCUCCCAAGACUCAAGGCUGAUUUGGCCAAGUUUUCUGCUGGAUGGAAUGAUCAUCCUAUCAGGACAGAGGGCUUCCUUACCCCAAACCAGCUGUGGGAGCUUGGGAUGCUGCAGCACCCCAUCCGCGAGCCAGAGACGUUUGAGGAAAAUGUGGCAGGAAUCCAAAUUGAGGAUAUUGAUUGGGAGAGCUCAGGGCUCUCUCAUAACUCUGCCAACACAGGUGUUACCGUGCCAGAAAUGGAAUGUCCAUUGAAGACCGAGGACAUUGAAACUCUACGCCUUGCCAUUGAUCCCCUUUCUCAUUCAAAUAGUUUUGGAAGAGACAUUUAUUUGACCACACUCGCACAUGCAUUGUACCUACUUCACCAUCAUUGACAGUCAUGUCUGUGCCAAUCAGAGGACUAAAGGCUUUUAAUAAUUCAUGAUUGCUCAAGUCCAGUCUAGGACCCCAUGUAUCCAGGCACCUUAUAGUCCGCCUUCCAUUUACAGCAAAGUAAUUGAAACCAAAAGAAUGCCACAAAAUGUUGUAUUUUGCUUCCAAAGAUUUUGUAUUUUUUAAUCGGACUUCUGUCAAGCUGACACAACCACAGGGAAGUGGGAAAGAACGCAGUGAAGGACAUCUUCUCUGACAAACAUUGUAAUGGUGCGAUGCCCAUAUGGAAGUGCUGUUUAGAGUGUAACAUUCAAUGUGGCUAACAAUGAUUUAUACUUUCUAAAAUAUCAAAUCAAUUAGCCAUGCACACUGGGUCAUUUAAUACACCCAUGAACAAUGAACAGAUACGAACUGGAUUUUACAAAAAAUGAAAUAAAAGACUGCACAAACA